AUGGUCUGUAACGCGUGCUUUCAUUCUUUAUUUUUCAAUUCUAUAGCAUUUCCUCCAUGUCUAACCUUCUUGCUUUUCUCUCCUAAGGCUCUCCCCCAGCAACAAGUUGUCGACUACCCCAGUUUCAAGCUCGUCAUCGUCGGCGAUGGAGGAACUGGAAAAACCACUUUUGUCAAGAGACACCUAACUGGGGAAUUUGAGAAGAAAUAUGAACCAACCAUUGGUGUUGAGGUUCAUCCCCUGGAUUUCCACACAAAUUGCGGAAAAAUUCGAUUUUACUGCUGGGACACUGCUGGCCAAGAAAAAUUUGGUGGUCUCAGAGAUGGUUAUUAUAUUCAUGGACAGUGUGCUAUUAUCAUGUUUGAUGUAACAGCGAGGUUGACAUACAAGAAUGUUCCUACUUGGCACAGAGAUCUCUGCAGGGUGUGUGAGAACAUACCAAUUGUUCUAUGUGGAAACAAGGUUGAUGUCAAGAACAGACAGGUUAAAGCAAAACAGGUCACAUUCCACAGGAAGAAGAAUCUGCAGUACUAUGAGAUCUCUGCAAAGAGUAACUACAAUUUCGAGAAGCCUUUCUUAUACCUUGCCAAGAAACUUGCAGGGGAUCCUGGUCUUCACUUUGUGGAGAUGCCUGCUCUUGCUCCCCCAGAUGUUGUCCUUGAUCUAACUUCACAGCAAAUGAAUGAACAAGAACUUCUUAUUGCGGCAAAUCAGCCUCUUCCUGAUGACGAUGAUGAGAUAUUUUAGAAGACUUCUGGGCUUUAAGAGUUCUCCUGAAAAAUGUUCUUUAUUUUUUUUCCUUCCUUUUUUUGAUGAAUUGUAAUCUUGGGGGAUUUCAUCAUACAGAAAACAGGAAUUUAGUUAAGGUGUGGGUCUGUUUAGGCUUAGCACAGGCAUAUGCAGUGUUUUCUUAGUAUAGUUCCAGCAGUUAUGCUAUCUUUAAUGGUAAUCAAUUGAAUUAUCUUGUGUCA
This is a messenger RNA of Lotus japonicus, 971 nucleotides long. Its product is annotated as GTP-binding nuclear protein Ran-A1-like. The transcript has 7 exons. Lineage: Eukaryota; Viridiplantae; Streptophyta; Magnoliopsida; Fabales; Fabaceae. The record is from RefSeq and is a predicted model, not a curated record. Bases 1 to 747 code for a protein of 248 amino acids. Gene Ontology annotation, molecular function: GTP binding; GTPase activity. Gene Ontology annotation, biological process: protein import into nucleus; ribosomal subunit export from nucleus. Gene Ontology annotation, cellular component: nucleus; cytoplasm.